This is a messenger RNA of Fonticula alba, 6685 nucleotides long. RefSeq lists its product as hypothetical. The record is from RefSeq and is a predicted model, not a curated record. Lineage: Eukaryota; Rotosphaerida; Fonticulaceae. Gene Ontology annotation, biological process: regulation of GTPase activity. Bases 5 to 6685 code for a protein of 2226 amino acids. The transcript is spliced from 4 exons.
CCACAUGCCGGCGGUCGCCCUUAGCGGCUCCGGGGACCCCCCCGCCGGCGGCGCCCCCGGCCGUCCGGGGACCGCCUCCCUGGCGGUACGCUACGUGGAGAAGGUCCUCGGUGUGAAUACCGCGGCGCCCAUCGACUUCGCCGCGGCGCUGGCCUCCUCGGCCAGCUCCUCCGGGCCCUCCUUCCUCCGGCGCCGGCAAAAGAGCGAGGACAUCCGCCAGAAGGCGGUCAACAUCCUGUUCAUGCACAACCAGCACGCGCUGGCGGCCCUGCUGCAGCACGCGUCCACCGUGUCGGCUGACGCGCCGGCCGUGGCGGCCUCCGUGCACGUCCUCCUGCGCGACCCCAGCGCCACGGAGGAGCUGCUCCGGCGCCUGCUCGGCCGGCGCAUCUCCUCGGCCAUCACCGAGGCCACCGCCCGGCGGGCCUUGCACUCGGCCGAGAGCGCCUGCUCCCGGCGCGAGCAGGCCUCCGACGACUCCGAUGACGGGUCCCCGGAUGCGCACCAGCCCUCCUCCUCGCCGACCGGGCCCGAUGCCGCUGCCUUCGAUGAUGGCCUUGCCACGGAUCUCGUCAACACCCUGCGUGACAACAGCCUCACCAUCCUGCUGCUGAUCGCCUAUGCCCAGGUCGAGGGGGCCGACUUCCUGGAGGCCACCCUCGGUGACAUUGUUCGCGAGGUCAUCGCCAUGGACGACCAUCCCAGCGCCCUGCCCAAUAAGGAGGCCGACCCGGCCCGCCGGGCGCACGCCCUCCAACUCGCGGCCGACAUCAGCGAGCGCCUGCUGGCCAGCAUCUUCCGGCACUCGCUGCCCAACGGUUCGUGGGCAUGCUGCCUGCCACUGCGUCGCAUGGGCACCUUCAUCCGCAUGGCCGUCGCCUCGGCCGCCUCCGAGAGCCUCAUCCGCAUCCCGGAGCCGGAGGUGGCCCUGGACCGGCUACAGGCCGCCUCCAGUCGGCCCUCCCCGGAGCCGGAAGACCGCAUCACCCUGCCGGAGGAUGAUGCCACAUCCCCGGGCGGCCCCGGGCCCGGGGCCGCCUCCCCUCCGCCGCUGCAGCCCAUGUCCACCAGCAUGCGCGUCAUCGGGGCCUUCCUCUUCCUGCGCUUCCUCCUGCCGGCCGUGUCGAAUCCCGACCGCUUCGGCCUGGUCCCGGCCCUGGACCUGGACCACCCGGCUCGCGGGACCCUGCUCCUGGUGACCAAGGUCCUGACCAACCUCUGCAAUGGCACCCCCAUUCGGGAUGCCGCCACCCGGCCCCUCAACCGGGUGCUCUUCCGCCGCCAGGCCGAUCUCUGCGCCUGGCUGGACUUCAUGAGCACCUUCCCCGGGACCGGGGGGACCUCUCCGCGGGGGGCCAGCCCCCCGGUGGCCGGACCCAGCGUCCCCCCGCCGGCCGGGCUCCGGCUCUCGGCGUGCCACCUCUUCGGCGACCGCCAAUACUCGGCCACCGUCAUCAAUCUGGCCGUCGACAAGCUGUGCGACUUUGUCCGGAUCAGCUCCAGCCGCAUCCGCGCCCAGGUCGAGACCACCGACCAUCACCAUGCCAUUCGCCGGCAAAUCCAGAAGCUCAUCCCCCCGGUGCCGGCGGCCACCACGCCCACCGCCACCGCCACCGCCACCGCCACCUCCAGUGCCGGCGCCGGCACCAGUGCCACCACCCCAACCACCGGCACCGGUGCCACCACCACCACAGCCACCGGCACUGGUGGCACCGCCGCCGGCGGCGAUGGGGUCUCCGCCUCCGAGCCGGCCGGCGGUGCCAGCCAGGCGACUCUGCCGGCGGCCGCCGCCUCCGACGAGGCCAUCGAGCAGCGCCGGGCCCUCCGGCUGGAGGUCCUGGCCCGGGCCCAUGCGGCCGAUCGCCGGGUCCAUUCGAUCCGCGGCAUGUCCGGCUCCGAUGGGGCCACCCUCCACGGGGACCAGGUCAUCCUGGACCAGGAGGUGGCCAGCAAAUUCCGCGAGCUCCUCAAAGUCCUGGACACCGAGAAGACCGAAACCCGUGACGAGCGCAAGGCCGCCCGCAGCAUGGCCCGCGAGCACCGCCGGGCCGAGCGCAAUCUCCGCCGCAUUGGCCGGUCGCUGGCCGACUCGACCGAUGAUGUGUCCUCCGGCUCCGGCUCCUUGGCAGGCGGCGACUCGGGCAAGCACGGCCACCCGGCCGGCGGGGCCGGCGGCGGCGGCGGCUCGGACGCCGGCGAUGCGGCCCCCGGGGUGGUGGCCACCUCCGACGGCGGCGGCGGCAGCAGCAGCAGCAGUACCUCCUUCUGGCCCUUCUCCAGUGCCAGCUCCUCCUCGUCCUUCGUUUCGUCCUCCUCCUCUUCGUCCAUGGUGCAGUCCUCCUUCCUGUCCAUCUCCUCGCCCUCCCUGCGGCCGAGUGCCAUCCGCACUGCCAGCUCCUCCUCGUCCUUCGUUUCGUCCUCCUCCUCUUCGUCCAUGGUGCAGUCCUCCUUCCUGUCCAUCUCCUCGCCCUCCCUGCGGCCGAGUGCCAUCCGCACGUCCACCUCGGUGGGCAACUUGUCCGACGUGGCGGCCGAGGCCGGCCCCACAUCGGCCCCGCCGCCCGCCUCCGGACGGCCCGCCCCCGGGCCCGCCUCCUCGAUGUGCUCCUGCUCCCUGGGCGAGGUGCGCGCCCCGUGCCAGGGCUGCACCGGCGGCGGCAGCAGCAGCAUUGGCACCCCCUCCAAGUCGCCGGGCACCACCGCCGGCAGCGGCAGCGGCAAGCCGGCCGCCACGUCGCGCUUUUUGCCGAUGUUCUUCCAGAACACCGCCAGCAGCCAGGCCACCGGGCUCGCGUCGCCCAGCACCAGCACCGGCACCGGCACCGGCACCGGCGGCCCGACCGCCGGCCAUGGGGACAUCCCGGCCGCCGGGGCCAUCAAGAAGAGCCGCUCAACCGGGGCCAUUGCCGACCACCUGGCCGAGCCGGCCCCCACCAUGUCCCCGGCUCAGCAGCAGCGCCUGGCGCAAAAUGCCCGGGCCCUGCGCGCCGACACCCAUGCCCCUCUGGACGGGUCGAGCGCCGCCGGGGCCGGGCUCCCGCCGGUUCCCCCUUCCCCCUCGGCCUCGCGCUUCCUGCCCGGCGGCGCGCGCUUCCCCCGGCUCGGGGCCGCCUCGUCCACCGGCGGGACCAUCCGUCGGUCGACCUCCUCGCAGCUUGGCCUCUCGGCCAUGGACAUCCAGGAGGCCUCCCUGUCGUUGACCCGUGCCGGGGCCGAUGGCGUGGUUCGUCUGUCGCCGCUGCUGUCGCCGGCCGACGUGCCGGCCGGUGCCCGGUCCGACAUGUACCUGGCCCCGCUGCCCACCUCCCCGGCGGAUGUGGGGUCGGCUGCCGGGGCCGGCGGGCGCCCGCCCGGCCGGCUGUCCACCUCGGUCUCGCUGCAGGCCCACUCCAUCAGCGACAUGCUGCACGCGGAGAUCUCGGCCCAGCGUGCGGCGGCCCUGCAGCAGCGGGCUCAGCAGCGCGCCGCCCGCCGCCGGCUUCCCUCCUCCCAGUCGCUCCUGUCGUCGGGGGUGUCCGAUUCGGACAGCGGCUUCUCCGACCUGUCGGACUUCUCCGACGAGGGGGAGGAGGAGGGGGAGGAGGAGGAGGGGGGGGAGCAGGACCACCACCAUCUGGCCGGUGGCCCCCGGGGCGGUCGGUCUGCCAGCCGCACGGCCGGCCCCGGUGGCCGGUCUCUGGCCGAGCGCCGCGUGGCCGGGGCCCGGCUCCCGCGCGUGGCCACCGGCGGCGCGCACUUCACCUCCGACUCCAGCUGCCUGUCCUCCUCGGCUUCCAGCUCGUCCUACUCCUCGGAUGACAGCGGCAGCGACACCGACAGCGGCAGCGACACCGACGAUGGCGGCCCUCGCCACCGCAGGCGCCCGGCCGCGGCCCCGGCCGCGGCCCCGGCCACUGGCCCCGGCACGGCGGCAGCCCCGGCCGCCGGGCCCCUUCCCGGCUCCUUCACCCAGAUCCUGUCGCCCGACACGCCGGGGGCCUCCACCACCGGGCCCGGGGGCUCCUCCUCCGGGGCCUUCAGCCCCCCGUCGGCGGUGGAGUGUGGCUCCGACUCGGACACCGGGUUCCUGCUGGUCGGGGUGCCGGCCUCGCCGGCCGCCGCCACGGCCCCGUCGUCGGUCACCCCGCGGACGCGGCUCUUCCGGCGCCAGUCCUCGGCCGGGCCGCCGUCGGCCACCGGCGACGCCCCCUCCGGCGACUCGUCCUCCUCCUCCUCGUCCUCCUCCUCCUCCUCCUCCACUCCAUCGCGGCUCCUGCGCCGGUCGACCAUGAUGCUCAAGGGGAUCUCCUUCGGGGCGGUGGGCGCCGGCGGGGCCGGCAGUGAGUCGGCCGCGGGCUCCGGCUCGGCCGGGUCCGUGGGGGGAGCCGGGUCGCCAGGCGGGUCGCUGGCCGCCGGCACCGGCCCCGGUGCGGCCAUGACCAUCGACGGCCCGGUGCUCACCUCCUCCACGGCCUCAUUGAGUGUCUACCAGUCGCUGAUGACGGCCGGGCCGCACCAGGACACGAGCUCCUCCUCGGCCACGGCCACGGCCACGGCCACGGCCGCCGCCGGGCUGCCGGUAUCCGCCUCGUGCCACUCCCUGUCGGCCAUCGAUGGGGGCGGUGUCCCGAGCACCGGCGGCGGCGGAGGCGGUGGGAGCGGCGCCGCUGGCGGGUCCCCCUCGCACCUCCCCUCGCCGUUGGGCGGGGCCACCGGCGCUGGCGCUGGUGGCACUCUCCGUUCGCGGCGCUCCUCCACCGGGGGCCUGAUCGGGGUCUUCCCGUGGGCGUCGGCCUCGGCCUCGCCCUCGGCGGGCUCCUCCUCGCUGGGGCCCGGGCCGGAGGGUGAUGCCGAUCGGCUGGGCUCCCCGCCCUCGGCCGGGGCCGGCCCCAGCCCCGGUGGCAUCCCCUCCUCCGGGCCCCUGCUGGCGCAGCUUCACACCCCGGCGACCGGGCGUGGUCAUGCUCACGGCCACGGCCACGGCCACGGCCACGGCCACGGCCACGGCCACGGCGGCGCCGAGGGCGGCGACGGGUCUUUCCCUGGCCCGGGCCAGCACUCGGGCUCCAUGACGGAUGUCAGCUCGGCGGGUCCGGCCACGCCGGCCACGCCGGCCACGCCGACCGCCGGGGGCACGGGCUUUUCCUCGUCCUCCUCGUCCUCCUCGUCUUCGCUGGCCACCGGCGGCGGCGGCGGGGCCCGCUGGGUCAGCAAUGUCACGCCGUACCUCAAUGCGGCUGGGCUCCUCUUCCGGGGGAACCCCAUCGACCCGCACACGCUGCCGCUCUUUGUGGAGCCGGUGUUCAAUGCCAUCUGGGAGUACCUGGUCCGGGGGCUGGUGGGCUUCCUGCUGGACAGCCGCCGGCCCUUCCCCCUGACGGUGGAGGUGGCCGACGUGCAGACGGUCCUCGGCCGGCGCCUGGUGCCGGAGCUCCAUGCGGAUGCCUUUGCCCCGGCGGCCGGCGGCUUUUCCGGGGCCAUCUUCGCCGAGGCCGCCAUCGCCGAGGACUUCGACCGGCUGGUGGCCACCGUCCACGAGAUCCGCGGGUACUGCGGGAUCUUGCGCGUGUUCUGGGCCCCCGGGGCCCUGGCCGCCCUGACCCAGGUGGCCAAUGCGCUGGUCGACUCGAACAAGAUCCUUCGCCAGUCCAAGCACCCCCGACACACGGUGGCCGAGGUGACCGGCGGCUUCUUCAACCACCUGGGCCUGUCGAUGCAGCUCAUUCGCGUGCAGGAUCACGCCCUGGCUGGGCACUCCAUGUUCGCCGCGCCGCUGGGAGCCGGCAUCGGAGACAUGAUCGAGGUCACUCGGCGGACACUGGCCUCGGACGGGCCGUCGCCCGGGCCGUCGCCCGGCGGCUGGGCCGCCGGGUCUGCCGGCUCCCCGGCCAGCGCCGGGCCCACCCCCGACGAGGUGACCGUCGCCCCGGCCCCGGCCAAGAAGCGCGGCGUCACGCGCUUCGUGGCCAACCUCCGCGGCGGCAGCAGCAGCAGCAGCAGCAGCAACACCAACCUCGCUGGGUCCUCCUCGUCCUCCUCCUCCUCCUCGGCGGCCACUCCCGCUUCGGCCGGCGCGUCGCCCGCCGGCGGGGUGGCCCUCUCGCCGCCGCCGUUCUCCUCGUCGGCCGCCGGUGCCGGGUCCAAGGGCGGCCCCCUGCCACCCUCCAGUUCCAUGCCCUCCUUCAGUAUGUUCCACUCGCGGAGUGGCAGCCGUGGCGACAUGGGCGCCAGCGCCGGGGCCACAGCCACCGCGGGCGGCCGUGCCAUCGGCGGCGAUGACCCCGGCGCAGCCGGCCCCACCAUCAUCCUCACCGCCGGGUCCGGCUCGUCGGGCGCCGGUGCCGGGCUUUCGCUCGGCUCCGCGUCGUCCCUCUCCUCGCCGGAUCUCAGCUCGCUGGCCAUCGGCUCGGCCUCCUCCUCGGCCUCUUCCUCGCCCUACAGCGGUCUGACCGCCGGCGGCGAUGUGUCCACUCCGCUGACCCCCUCGGCGCCGUUCUCCCCCCCGGGGCCCGGGGCGGCCGCGCCGUCCCCCUCCUUCCUGCCGCAGCGGCGCAUGUCCGGAGGCCGGCCGCUGGACUUUGACCGUGGCACCUGCAUGGGUCCCUUCGAGAACCCGGACUACCUGGUCAAGUACCACUCCGGCGCCAUCGCCGCCUCGACCGCCAAGCCGACCAAGUCCCGCCGUGGCCUGCCCUUCGGUUUGUGA